UGUCAACAUUUUGGCGCCGUACACUCGUUGGUCGGGCGUCUUUGCGUGAAGAUGUCUAAUACGAUGGAGUCUCCAAAGCCUCGAAUUAACUCAUCCAUGCUGACGCAAUAUAUUAGCAAACCCGUCUGUUUUGUCGGACAUGUUGAGACGGUACACAACACCGGGAAAAGCUUCUCUGUCGCCGACGGAGAAGGAAGAAGUGUGUGUGUUGAGCUAAACGACCCUCUUGAAGAGGAGCUGUCUGGAAUUGUGGAAGUCAUUGGAAUGGUGUCUAACAAAGGAGCCAUAAGGGCCACCACAUUCAACAUGCUCCGAGACGAGAAGGGCAUUCCCUUUGACCUGGAACUUUACAACGAAGCUGUAAAGGUCAUCCACGAUUUCCCCCAGCACUACCCUUUUGACAUGGCUGCAAGUAGAUAAGCAAGCUUUGUGUUUUUUUCCCCCCUUUCUCUUUUUUGCUCGUUUUGUUAUAAUAGGGAAAAAAAACCAUGUAUGUCACUGAAAAUGUUGCAGAAUAAACCUUCGCGUAUCGUGCAA
This is a messenger RNA of Syngnathus typhle (broad-nosed pipefish), 537 nucleotides long. RefSeq names its product replication protein A3 (gene rpa3). The transcript is spliced from 4 exons. The coding region runs from base 52 to 420 and encodes 122 amino acids. Lineage: Eukaryota; Metazoa; Chordata; Actinopteri; Syngnathiformes; Syngnathidae. The record is from RefSeq and is a predicted model, not a curated record. Gene Ontology annotation, biological process: nucleotide-excision repair; base-excision repair; double-strand break repair via homologous recombination. Gene Ontology annotation, molecular function: damaged DNA binding; single-stranded DNA binding. Gene Ontology annotation, cellular component: DNA replication factor A complex; nucleus; site of double-strand break.